This is a messenger RNA of Spizellomyces punctatus DAOM BR117, 1985 nucleotides long. RefSeq lists its product as uncharacterized. The record is from RefSeq and is a predicted model, not a curated record. NCBI's taxonomy places the organism in Eukaryota, Fungi, Chytridiomycota, Chytridiomycetes, Spizellomycetales, Spizellomycetaceae. The transcript is spliced from 2 exons. The coding region runs from base 146 to 1066 and encodes 306 amino acids.
AGUCAUCGGGCGUUUUCCCACAGGGGGAGUAUAAAAGGAGACCCCCUUGAAAGAAAUCCCCCGACACCUUCUUUCUCCCCCAAGAAAUUCCCAGCAAAAAGAGAUACUCAAGAAGAACGACCAGAGUUGACUGUGCACGUCAGCCAUGUCGGUACUCUCACCCCCGCCACACGUACCCGCAGAUCCUCGAACCUCUCCUGUCCUUGCCCGAGCGGGACCCAAAACACAACGGAGAAAAGACCAGCAACCUCGGAACACCAAACACACGAAUCAAUUUGACAUUUUCAACUUGAUGUCACGACAUUACAUUGACCGUCACCAUGUUACACAUUUAGAUGGACACGACCGGCAUCGCUUCGGAAAGAAUCGCCGCCCAGCAGCUCAACGUAAAGACAUGCGCACCCAACAGCAAAAAUUCUUCUACCCUCUUAACCCUUUCAUGCCGCAACUUGCGCAACAAUAUAUGUGGUAUCAACCGUCAUUUGCUGCUUCUGCAAAUGGAGCUCCACGGAUGUGGAACGGUUCUAACAUUCCCCUGGCGUCAAAAGCUGAUUUGAGAAAAACCGGACGUCGAUCUCAGUACGGCAAGUCAGGGCGACCUCAUGCGAUGCUUUCGAAUUCGCUCCAGCGUCAAGCUCGAUCGAAUCUUGGCCGACGUAACAAGCGGAACGGUCCUCGUAGGUUUCGUGGAGACUCUUACCGCCCUGCUCAUCAUUCAGUUCAUGACCGUUCAUCGAACACAGUAUCAGAGGAAGAGAGUAAAUCAUCGACAGCUACCGCAGAUCAGUCCGCCGCGAGUGAUCAGGAGGUGGACAAAUUGCUGGAUGAAGCAUUCGCGGAACUCGGUCUGGACGAAGAUGAGAGCGGAGAUGGUGAUGAAAGCGAAGAAGAUUGGGAAGCUGCCGACUACUCUACCCCUCCGCUGUCACAAUGGGAAUAUCCUGAGGCAUCAUAUGAGCGUGAUCGCGAAACUUUUUACCGAAUUGGUGGAACUAAUUUGAACACCUCGUUUAUUGGAUCGGAUUUCCCAACCAAUUUUUUAGAGGAUGUCAAUUCGUUGACUUAGCGUAGUUGAUCGUGGUUGUACAUACUCGGUGCUAGUGGACGUUUUUUUCUCUGCACAUACUGGAUCUCCUAAUUGUAUAUUAUUCUGGUGGGGCAUUUGUAGUGUAGAUACCCUGGUGUGGUGUGGGAUGGCUGACGCUUCAGGGGAGGGGCUGACGGAGAUGACUAGCAUGGAGGAAACAGUAAUGCUAAUACGACAGCUGCGUUCAUUCGACGCAAGACUUCAAGAACCUGCAUUCGCUCUACACGGAAUUUGACAAGCAAGAGUUAAACUGUCUCUCCGCCGUUGGCUAUCUGACACGGAUUCCGGACGCCCGCGGCCUGAUCAUUUGGCGAAUCAAGCUGCUGUGUGUUUGUGGUUCGGUUAGACGGAGUGACGGUUUGUGUUCUGCUUGUGGCCUGUUUUGUUGUGAUCUUUGUCUGACUUUUACUGGUUCAUUAUUGCGAUUACCUUCCCCGACGCCAAUAUAAUAAUCGCAAGACACGUCGUUGUCAAGCUCAUGUAUGCUGUCGCAUCGCAAUGUGCUUUAUGUCAUACCGACACCGUGUUGUGGGAGAUAUAUUCUAUCCGUCAGUAUGUGAGUAUGCCUGAGCUUGCUCUCAUAUUUACUGAGAUCUUCUCUCUGUGAGUGUUGGCUUUCCACCGUGUAGGUGUGAUUCGUCUGUGACAUCUUCCCUGAUGCUGCUCGUCCACAACGUACAGUGCUUCAGGCUACCGUUUGACGGUCGUUAUUACCACCUUCUCAUUACCUCAUCUUUUGACGCACAGCAGUCGGCGAAGCCGUUUGAAGCUGCAUCUUCGGUGUAACGUCUCCCCUCGAUGCGUGGAUGUAUUCCACUUUCCUCUUCACUUAACCAUUCUAACUCCCAACCGUACCCACAUUGUGCCAACUAAUGAACCAUCCGCAUCUGCGACUAAC